GGGGGAGGCGGUGACCGCGGAGGCCCCGGGUCUGGGCGCUGAGGCGGGUGCGGAAGGUGCCGCCCUUGAUGUGACGGGCCGGGCCCGGCCCAGGCAGUCGGUGCGCGGGGACAGCGAGGCCUCCGCGCCGUCAGCAGGAGUUCACAAUGACUAAUGAAGAACCUCUCCCAAAGAAGGUUCGCCUUAGUGAAACAGACUUUAAGGUUUUGGCUAGAGAUGAACUGAUCCUAAGGUGGAAGCAAUAUGAAGCGUAUGUACAGGCUCUGGAGGGCAAAUACACAGAUCUUAAUUCUAAUGAUGUAACUGGAUUGAGAGAAUCUGAAGAGAAGCUGAAGCAACAACAGCAAGAGUCUGCCCGAAGAGAGAAUAUCCUAGUGAUGAGGCUGGCAACUAAGGAACAGGAAAUGCAAGAGUGUACUAAUCAGAUUCAGUACCUCAAGCAAGUCCAGCAGCCUAGUGUUGCCCAACUGAGAUCAACAAUGGUGGACCCAGCCAUCAACUUGUUUUUCCUAAAAAUGAAAGGUGAACUGGAACAGACUAAAGACAAACUGGAACAAGCCCAAAAUGAACUGAGUGCCUGGAAAUUUACGCCUGAUAGCCAAACAGGCAAAAAGUUAAUGGCGAAGUGUCGAAUGCUUAUCCAGGAGAAUCAAGAGCUUGGAAGGCAGCUGUCCCAAGGACGCAUUGCACAGCUUGAGGCAGAGCUGGCUUUACAGAAGAAAUAUAGUGAGGAACUAAAAAGCAGUCAGGAUGAAUUGAAUGACUUCAUCAUCCAGCUUGAUGAGGAGGUAGAGGGUAUGCAGAGUACCAUUCUAGUUCUCCAGCAGCAGUUGAAGGAGACUCGCCAGCAGUUGGCUCAGUUCCAGCAGCAGCAGUCCCAGGCCUCAGCCCCAGGUACCAGCAGGACUCCAUCUUCUGAGCCUACAGACCAGGGAGAGGCCAUGGGUAAAGACUGCAGCCGUCUGGCUAACGGACCGAGCAAUGGCAGCUCUUCCCAUCAGAGGACGUCUGGGCCUGGAUUUUAUAGGGAGGGUAGUGGCACAGAAGAUGACUUCCCAGCGUCUCCAGGGAAUGGUAAUAAGCUCUCCAACCACUCUGAAGAUAGAACAGUCAGAGGAGGUUGUAGCUACAUAAACCAACUAAGUACUGGGUAUGAAAGUGUAGACUCUCCCACUGGCAGUGAAAACUCACUCACUCACCACUCAAAUGACACAGACUCCAAUCAUGAUCCUCAAGAAGAGAAAACAGUGAGCAUGAAAGGUAACAGAACUGUGGGUUCUCGUCAUGUUCAGAAUGGUUUGGACUCCAAUGUAAAUGUCCAGGGUUCAGUUUUGUAACAUUUUUUUCUGCAACACUUUUAUACAGUGUCAUUUAAAUUGGGAGAGGAUACUGUCCAGAAACCGUUUAAAUUAGUGCAUACUUGUCACAGUUUUGCCUUUUUGUGGUUUUUUUGCUUCAAUACCUCUGCCACUUUGGAAAUUUUAACAGUUUAAUUACGUUGAAUGUUGCUAAAAGGACAUUUGUGUAGGCUCAAGUUAUUUUUAUAUGAGUUAAUGUGAAGUUGAAAAUGGAAAUUAUUUCCACAAAGUAUAACAUAAAUGAUGUCUGUACAAAUCUGUGUAUAUCUAGAACCUGUGCUGUGUAAGGGCAUUCUUACUUAUAUUGUUAUAUUUACACCACAUUCAAAAUUUGUCAUAUUAGCUGUGGGUUUAUGACUGCCAAGUUUGCCCAGUACAGUAGUUUUAUCACUAAAAGAUGGACUUGUUGAAGGAGUCCUGUAGUAGUUCCAGUGUUAAUUACAGUUUUUUCCACCAUACAUCUGUGCAUUUCUCCUUAGGUGACCGAAUGUUUAAGAAGUUUGUGCAUAGUUACUCAGUUUUUAAGAACUGUUGUAUCCUGUUUAUGCAUAUUGCUCUGUGACUCCAAUAUUAUCUUACCUGUACUGACCAAACCUAAAUAAAGACUUUUAAUAAUGUAA
Dermochelys coriacea (leatherback sea turtle) is the source of this 1978-nucleotide messenger RNA. RefSeq names its product WT1 associated protein (gene WTAP). The record is from RefSeq and is a predicted model, not a curated record. Lineage: Eukaryota; Metazoa; Chordata; Testudines; Dermochelyidae. Gene Ontology annotation, biological process: regulation of alternative mRNA splicing, via spliceosome. Gene Ontology annotation, cellular component: nucleus. The transcript has 8 exons. Bases 147 to 1337 code for a protein of 396 amino acids.